This is a messenger RNA of Chenopodium quinoa (quinoa), 660 nucleotides long. Its product is annotated as glycine-rich cell wall structural protein 1.8-like. NCBI's taxonomy places the organism in Eukaryota, Viridiplantae, Streptophyta, Magnoliopsida, Caryophyllales, Amaranthaceae. The record is from RefSeq and is a predicted model, not a curated record. The transcript has a single exon. Bases 1 to 660 code for a protein of 219 amino acids.
AUGGCAGGUCGUCAAACUGAACGACACACAGGAAACACUGGCCAAGGUGGUGGCUUGGGAGCUCCGGGAACUACUGGCGCAUAUGGUGCACGUGAUCCAUUAGGAGCACCUGGCUCUACCGGAGCAUCCAGGACUACUGCUGGUGCUCCUGGCUACGAUCCUACUGGAUACGGUAAUGAAUACGGCUCCGAGGACAUGGGGCAGCAGCAGCAGCUACGUCGCCCUGCUGCUGAUGAUGUGGGCACUGGCACUGGCACAGGUUACACUUACGGGACUGCAGGCAGCAUGGGACCUACUGCUACAGGGUACCAUGCUGGAGUCCAUGUCCCCCACACCACCGGUUUAUCUGGCACAUACGGUACCAGUGGUGGUUUCGACACAGGUGGUUUCGGAAAGAGUGGUGGUGGUGUCGGCGAAGGCUUUGAUACCGGUAUGGGUGAGCGGACUCAUGGAAUGGGAAGAGAGAGAGGUGGAGGUGGAAAUCCUGUGAUGCAAAGCGAAACAGUGGUAAUUGAAAGUGUUGGAGGUCUGGAAGGUCAGGAUAUAGGAGAUCAGAUGGAUGAGUGGGCCCAAAGUAUCGGUGCCGGUGAAAGAGGAAGGAAUCACGGUGGCAACGACACCGGAGGAGAUAAACAAAGAGCAGGGCAACGCCGAGGAUGA